UAUUUUUAGACUUCCAACCCUUUGCUGAGAAGCUACGUGGCUUGAUAAAGUUUUAGUACUUUUGUUUUUGUUAUUUGCUAUCAGUUCUCAAACUCAAUAUUACAAUAAAUGGGAUCUACACUUAAAUUUUGAAAGGUUUACCUAAUAUAAUUAGUUCUGUUUCUGACGGGACCAAUUGAACUGGAUUUAUUUCCACAAAGCUAAAGAUUCUUGCUUAAAUUUGGCUUUAUAAGACUUCUUUGCCAGUUUGACAGUCUAUUGGACUUUUUGUGUUUGCCAGAGAAAAGUCUUAUGAACUUGAUAAUGGCAGAAGAAUCAAAAGAACAGAGUACUUUCAGAUAUGAAGCAGAGGAGGACAAUGGUGUGAUACAAAUGAGAUGCUAUCUUCCAAAUCAGCAAUCCUACUUAAUGAGAGAUAUUGCACUGGACUCUGACACACUGGUCAGACAAGUGAAGCAGGACAUUCUUUACCCACUGGGCUUUAACCAUGAGGCGUAUCACAUUGCUGUUGUGACAACUGAUAUGUUGAAGCACAUGGAAGACAAUAGGCCAAUCACAGACUAUUAUGAAGAGCUACAGAAGGGGACCAUCAAGUUUGUUUCUAAGAACUAGCAAUAAAUGUCUGAGCAGCUUUAUAAACAGAAUACUUUGUUGUUUGUACACAUGUUAACAUUAAUGCAUGGCUUUUGAUUCAUUUCACAUGUACUCUACUUUUGUUUCUAAAUGACCAUGAAAGUAUCUGAUUUAUCACAAACUUUUUGUUACUUUUGUGUGAUAUAUUAUUUUAUAUCAAUAAGUUUUGAAGACUCUGUGACCCAGUAAUUUUGUGAAAGUUGGACAAACUUAUUUUUUGCCAUAUUUUUUAUGUAUAAAGUUAGUCUUACAGUGAUAUUUAAAUUUUAAGCAUUGUUUUUUUUUUUUUAGUGUAAGUAGAGAUUCUUCACAAAUAAAUGUAUGAUCGACUAGAUUACAGAUGAUUUAGAUGUAUAAAAGAACUUAUUUAGGAAGGAAUAUGAAAAUGAUUUGAUUACAGUUGAGCAGAAGUUUGUAUUAGAAUUAAACUUUCCAUUUCAAAAGAUACAUAGGAAACUAAGAAAUUCAUGGCUGAGACAUCAGGAAAAGGUCUGGAGGAACACACAAGAGCUCCCAUAGUGGACUACUAUUAGAGAGUGCCUUUGUUCCUUGAAGAACAUUCACAAAAAGAUGCCUUUUUUUUUUCAACCUAAUUUUUGUUAGUAUCAAUAAAUUCUGCAUUUGUGAUUCCGACCGCUAUAUAUCUUCAAUUUAUUAAAUGUAAUUUCAUCAGUAUUUUUUAAUUCAUGUCAUUUGCAACAGCCAUUGUGACUUCUUUAUUUUCAUAGACCUAUUUGUUACCAACUAUGUAUUUAAAGUGUUAUUGCAAGUUGAGCUUAACUGGAUAUUCACACACCUGGCUCAAAUCUUUUUUUUUCUGUAAGAAUUGGCAAGUAUCUAUUAAAAGAUUGUAUGUUUUAAAAAAGAUUGCCCUUAUGUAAAGCAAACUUUUAUUAUGUUUGUUGACAGAGAGUUGUGUAUAAAAAGAGAUAAAUGUACACUUUUUUUUUUACAAUACAUACUAUGUAAAGAGGCAUGGUGGCCAGUUGGUAAAGUGCUUAGCUUCCAAACUAAAGAGUUGGAAUCCCGGUCAAAAUUGUCAUUUAAUUUUUAAAAAAUUUCUAGCAUGCCUUUAGCAUGCCAUACAAUACUAAUGGAUACCUGAAGAGUUGGAAUCCCGGUGAAAAUUGUGAUUUAAAUUUUUUUUAAUUUCUAGCAUUACUGUGAGUCCAUACAAUACUAAUGAAUACCUGAGGAAUGUUGGGGAAGUACCAAAGCAACACCUUUAUGUUACUUAAUGUCAAAAGUAUCUUGACUUGACUUCAUUAUAUGUAAUGUUCAUUGUAGGUCACUUAGUGCUUGACUUAUGCUAGGAAUAAAUCAAUCUAGUGUGAUUUUGAAUGAGAGUGAAGAAAAGAUGGACUUGAUGCUUUUAACAAUUUUUUUUGAAAAGUAUUAAAUUUUGUGACUAGAUCUACUGAAAUAAAAGAUACUGAAGUGUA
Biomphalaria glabrata is the source of this 2075-nucleotide messenger RNA. RefSeq lists its product as uncharacterized. Bases 292 to 612 code for a protein of 106 amino acids. The transcript is spliced from 7 exons. The record is from RefSeq and is a predicted model, not a curated record. Lineage: Eukaryota; Metazoa; Mollusca; Gastropoda; Planorbidae.